AUGUUGGAACAUGCCGAGAAAUUUGAAAAAGCUUUUGAUAGACUUUAUGAUCAAGAACCUGAUUUUGUUAGAUGGUUUGGAGAGGAUAGUGGGGGAAAAAAGAAAAUUGGUCCACCUACACCCCUAGAUUGGCAACAUGCUAGGUUAUUCAUGGAUUUUUUGAGAGUUUUCUAUGAGAUAACUUUGACUUUCUCAUCUUCUUUGCAUGUUACAUCUAACAUAUGUUUUCAUGAAAUUGCAUCUGUUGCUUCUCAAUUAACAUCUUGGAGCCACAAUCAAUCUGAUUUGUUAGGAAGUAUGGCAUGCUCUAUGAAACAUAAAUAUGAUAAAUAUUGGGGACCGGUUGAUAAAUUUAAUCCAUUGUUACUUGUUGCUGUUGUAUUGGAUCCUCGGUACAAACUAGAUUAUCUCUGUUGGUGUUUGGAGGAUGUCUAUGACAAGGAAGUAUCUACUAGCAUGACUGGUGUUGUUAAACUCACAUUAUAUACAUUGCAUAAGUUUUAUGAAAAAGAGGUUGUCGAUGAUAAACGAAGGGAUGAUGGUGGAGAUUCAUCUAGUAUUGUAUUGGAUGACAAUAUUAAAAUCUCAGCUGGUGCCAAGGGCGUUUCUGAAAAUCGAGUGAAUAUGUGGAAAAAACAAAAAAGAGAGAAGGCUAAUGCAGAUAGCAAGUCAGAUGUGGAGAGAUAUUUGGCCGAGGAUACUGUGGAAGAUGAAAAUUUUAAUAUAUUGACUUGGUGGAAAGUGAAUGCUUCAAAAUACAGGAUUCUUUCUCUCAUAGCCCGCGACAUCUUGGGUAUUCCGGUUUCAACUGUUGCUUCUGAAUCAUGCUUCAGCACCGGUGGACGUGUGCUUGAUGUCUUUCGUAGCUCUUUGUCACCAUUAAUGGCUGAAGCUUUGAUAUGCACUCAAAGUUGGUUGUGCCCUUCUAAACAAGACGUUGGAGAUCAAGAGUUUGAUCAAUUUGAUAACAGUCAGAAGAUUGUUGAAGGUUUCACUAAUGCAUCCACAUCACAAGGAACAACUUGA
Arachis stenosperma is the source of this 1026-nucleotide messenger RNA. RefSeq names its product zinc finger BED domain-containing protein RICESLEEPER 2-like. The coding region runs from base 1 to 1026 and encodes 341 amino acids. The record is from RefSeq and is a predicted model, not a curated record. Gene Ontology annotation, molecular function: DNA binding; protein dimerization activity. The transcript has 2 exons. Lineage: Eukaryota; Viridiplantae; Streptophyta; Magnoliopsida; Fabales; Fabaceae.